Myripristis murdjan (pinecone soldierfish) is the source of this 3544-nucleotide messenger RNA. RefSeq names its product glycoprotein M6Bb (gene gpm6bb). The transcript is spliced from 7 exons. Gene Ontology annotation, molecular function: structural constituent of myelin sheath. Gene Ontology annotation, cellular component: myelin sheath; plasma membrane. Lineage: Eukaryota; Metazoa; Chordata; Actinopteri; Holocentriformes; Holocentridae. The record is from RefSeq and is a predicted model, not a curated record. Gene Ontology annotation, biological process: central nervous system myelination; axon development. The coding region runs from base 134 to 940 and encodes 268 amino acids.
CACUCAGUCUGUCUCCAAAGGGACGCAGCGCGGAGCAGCCAGGCGGCCAGUGUGCAUCCCAGGACACAACAUCUCUGUAGCUGGGGCUCAACUUUCAGCCGAACUUCGGACCAAUUUGGAAAGUGACGGAAAAAUGGGUUGCUUUGAGUGCUGCAUCAAAUGUUUAGGCGGGGUGCCAUAUGCGUCGCUGGUGGCCACGAUCCUGUGCUUCUCUGGUGUUGCCCUGUUCUGCGGCUGCGGCCAUGUGGCUCUCACCGGCACGGUGACCAUUUUGGAAAACCACUUCUCGAAGGUGACCAGUGACCAUGCCAUGCUGACCGAUGUAAUACAACUGAUGCAGUACGUCAUCUACGGCAUCGCCUCCUUUUUCUUCCUGUACGGGAUCAUUCUGCUGGCUGAGGGCUUCUACACGACCAGCGCUGUCAAGGAGCUGCACAGCGAGUUUAAGACCACCAUCUGCGGACGCUGCAUCAGCGGAAUGUUUGUGUUCCUCACAUACAUCCUGGGUGUGGCCUGGCUGGGUGUGUUUGGCUUCUCUGCCGUGCCAGUCUUCCUCUUCUACAACAUGUGGUCCACCUGUAAUGCCAUGAAGUCCUCCAUGGCCAACCUCACCAACAUUGAUACCAUCUGCGUAGAUGUUCGUCAGUACGGAAUUAUCCCAUGGAAUGCCACACCAGGCAAGGCUUGCGGGUCUACGCUAGGCGACAUCUGCAGCACCAGUGAGUUCUACCUGUCCUAUCACCUGUACAUUGUAGCGUGUGCUGGGGCGGGAGCCACCGUGAUCGCUCUGAUCCACUUCCUCAUGAUUCUGUCAGCAAACUGGGCCUACCUUAAGGAUGCCAGUCAUAUGCAUGCCUACCAAGACAUCAAAAUGAAGGAAGAGCGGGAGCUGCAGGACAUCACCUCACGCUCAAAGGAAUGUCUCAAUUCCUACACAUAAGGAAUGAAGGCUCGCGCUCGAAAUGCACACACACGCAAAGACACAUAGACACUACUGCCAACCACUGGCGAUCCCUCUGGACCAAGAGCGCGCUCAGCUCAGCUAUAAUAACCUGCCAACUGUCCUCACACUGUGCAGUACUAACCAGGCUCCUAACAAACUAAUGCAUCAGUGUUGCUUUCUGCACUAACUCACCAAGAUGUGUGUUGGAACCGCUACUUUGUGCUGCAUCUAUGCUGUUUUUUUUUUUUUUUUUUUUAUGUUUUAUUUUGUUUUCUGGAGAAAAUAGCAGUUUUGAGCUUUGAUCUUAAUUUGCUCUCGUUUUCUCUAGCCCUUUUUUUCAUAGCCAGUUUUUUUCGCUGGCAAAGCUUGAGACAUUGCACUAUUCUUAUACAAGUCGUAAAUGAUGAAAGUUUGUUUUACAGUCUUAUUCUGUAAUUCUUCUGACCUAUGGUGGCCAGUUUUAGAACAAGGGAAUGCAGAACAUUUUGUAAAUGAAGUGUUUUUUUUUUCUUUUCAAAUCAGAGAUGCAGUUUUAAUUAUAAUUUCCCAGCAUGACAUGUGCCGCCUUACUUACAAAGCCACAUGAGAGGUAUCGUGUCAUUCUGAAUAACAUGGCAGAUCCAUAAAUUUACACUGACUCAAGGCUAUGACACAUGUCACAUGAUGUUUUGCUUUGGCUUUCAAUUGACCGGUCACAGGGAGGUAAACAAUAUAAUGUGAACCACAUUGCAUUGAAAAAGAAGGGAUUAUUCUUGUUCUUAGUAAAGUGUUAUCCUCCUUCCUUUAAAACAUGCUAGGAUUCUUCAUACUUCAGCCUCUAUUUGCUUCUUUUUUCAAUUUUAGUGGUCAGCUGAGUUUAAGUAAUUGGAUCUAGAAUAAUCUGCAUCGCAUUUACUUUUGAACCAUAAAAGUGAUGCACAGCAUUCAUGGCCUGCACUAACACUACCUCAGGUGUACACUAGAGCCUAUGGAUCACAUUAACUGGAAAAAACAGACACCUCUCUCUCAUAAGAGCUAAACUGUCAUGGAUUAAAUAGUCCAUUUUAGUCCUCUUCAAACUAUGCCUCAAAUAGAAAUGGAAAAAGAGCGCACAUACCGGGAGCUCCUCUGCAUUACAGUUUCACAGUAGUUGUAUCAUGGCAAAUGUGAGUGGACCAAAACACACAAUCACAGAAAUACAUUUUCCAGCAUGAUGGCGUAACACUGCGUAAUCUUGCUUUUUAAAUGUGGUCUGCUGCCAAUCUAAAGAGAAAAGGGUGUUCAAUGCAACUGAAAAUUUUACAUGUUGAAAGUUUGUGCUCCUUUUGUAUUCAUUUAGACAAAUUACAAAUUACAAAAAAAAAAUAAAUAAAAAUAAAAAAACAAAAACAAAAAAAAACCCAAAACAAAACAGUGCUGAACAAUUUAGAGAGCUUCAGAUCCCUUGUAUUGUUCCAAAUUCCCAUUUGUGAUUGUUUAGCUUAUCUAUUCCAGUAUUCUGUACAUUAUGAUAACUACUCAACUUAGAAAAAUCUUAUGAAUUAAACUGUAAAAAAAAAAAAAAAAAAUCAACAACAAAAAACAAAACAAACAAAAGAACAAAAAAAACAAAAAAACUGCAUUUGUGUAUGUGCUUUGGUACCAUGGCAACUCCUAUAAAUGAAAUAGAUAUAAGAAGCACUGUUUAGAUGUGAACAACAUAAAUGUGUUAAAAGUCAGGAAUUUUACUGAUGUUUUAUUAUUGGAGACAAAACCACUCAAAAAGGACAUUGUUUUUUUUUUUUCUUUUUUUUUUUAAUUCUUCAUAAUUGCAAUGUGCAAUUGUUAUAAUACUGACAUAAUUACUCAUGUAAUCUUUUUUCUGUUAGACAAGAGUUACAGGAAUAUGUUGAUGUUUAUUUCUUUAUUGCAUGAAGGAAACUGUUUCUGCAGUCGUCGAAGUGAUGUACAGUCAUGUAUACUGACAUCAAUAGUAGGCAGUGUUUGCCUAUUUCCUUUUUUAUUCUCUAACUGAAUACAAAUUAAUCCAUUCUAUGACUAUAGCUGGAUAGUAGUAGGUGUUUUAUAGGUUUUCUUUUACUCAAGUGAAAACUAUAUGAAUCCUAUAGUAUUUUGUUACCUGAUAGUAACCCAUAUUUUCUAUAAGUGUCAAGGGCUUCCUCAUGAAUUACCGAUGCUUCACUCCUCACAGACUUUUAAAGUGAUUCCCCUUAGUUGCAACGCAAUGCAUUUCUAGAGCUGGAUAUGGCAAUCUAAGUGGUAGAUUCAGCCAAAGUAUAAAUAUGCCAUUGUAAGUCUCAUUUUGGCCAGUGUUUUAUAAACAAAUGUAUCUGAGAUAUUUUAGUACAGAACCUGCAAUGCACUGUGCAGGACUAAAAGCCACAGGUGUACAGUGGCCCAGCAUAAACAUGGCAGAUGUACAGUACACGCUGCUGUGUACCACAUCGCCUCAUGUUGUGUUGUCUGUUAAAUUAACCAAAAAGUUAAGAAUCAAGGCUCCUUGUUAAUCACCAGGAGGACAACAAUCCAGUACCCUGUCUGACUGGAAUCCCCUAUAUGACAUUACUCAACUGGCCUGUUGACUGUUUUUAUGAAUAAAACACAAAUAAAACAUCAACUCCA